UGGAAGUUACAUAACAUGAUAAACAAAUUACAUAGUACUGACUGCAAACAAAAAUAAAAUAAAAUGCAAAACACUUUCGUAUCGAACCAAAAAUCGAAUCUUUAGUAACAAAAUCUCAGUCGACAGAAUCACGAAUAACCAUUAAUUAUAACAACAAUACCCAUUUACAUACGGGAGAGUUUGUAUCGGUGAAAGAUGAUCCCCAACCCAAGAACAUUUUUAAAAUGAAUCAAAAGACCACAGCUAGAACAUGGCUAAACUGAAUAUCGUUCGACCGGAAAACAAUGAAUUUGCCGGAAAAAUCGUCGGAACUCAUGUACCUACGGUAGAAAAUCAUAACCAAAUUUGGAGCUGAUGUUGAUCAGAUCGUGACCUAAACUUAAGAACCCCGUUACAGAGUGGACCACAAGAUCCAAAUGAGAAAGUAACAAAGCAGGACAGAAACGCUAAAACUAAACAUAGUAACCGGAGAAAUUGUUGUAGCUGAGAUUUGUUGAUAGAUAAGUGUUGAAGAUGUUAGAACGACUUGAUUUCUUCUCUUAGUCAGAUCACAAACCAUACUUACACUAACAACAAAAAAUAUCUUACUUGAUAUGAACCCAAGUUCCGACACUAGGAAUACCUUUAUCCAAAUUCCGACACAUAUAAAGUAUCUUACUUGAUUUUGAUCAUCUAAAUGUAGACGGAAACUUGUUCAUCUUUGCGAAUAACCGAGCUAUCUUAUUCGACUACAAGAAAAACUCGAUCGUAAGAACGUACCCACAAAUACCUGGUGGGGAUCCAAGAAACUACCCAAGUUCAGGCUCCUCAGUACUUCUUCCGUUGAGCGCUGCUGGCACUGAAGCUGAGGUCUUGAUUUGCGGCGGUGCACCGAAAGGUUCGUAUGCUCAAGCCAAUAAAGGAGUUUUCGUUACAGCCUUGAGGACAUGUGGGAGAAUUAAAAUAACUGAUGCUUCACCGCAAUGGGUCGUGGAAAAUAUGCCCACAGCUAGAGUCAUGGGUGAUAUGACUUUACUUCCUGAUGGCAACGUUUUGAUUGUCAAUGGUGCUUCAAGUGGGACAGCCGGGUGGGAAAUUGCACGAAACCCUGUUCUAAGUCCGGUCAUUUAUCGACCAGAUAGCGCAGUCCGAUCAAGAUUUCAAGUCCAAAAUCCAUCAAAAACGCCAAGAAUGUAUCACUCUACAGCAGUUUUACUGAGGGAUGGUAGGGUCUUAAUAGGAGGUAGUAAUACUCAUGUUGGUUACGUUUUCUCCGGAGUUGAUUUCCCGACUGACUUAACUUUAGAAGCGUUCUCACCGGCAUAUUUGGGAACGGAAUUCGCCAGUAUCCGACCUACCAUUUUAUUGCCCACAGCACAAACAAGUCUAAACUAUGGAGAGAUUUUAAGAGUUCGAUAUAGGAUUUCAGGUACACUUAGCCCACGGAAAGUAACCGUGACAAUGGUGUCGCCUUCAUUCACGACUCAUUCCUAUUCCAUGAAUCAAAGGUUGCUGCAUUUGGGAGGUGGAAACUCCCUCAAGGUUGCAGCAUCCGAGUAUGUUACCCAAGUUAGAACGCCUACAAAUAGCAUUCUUGCUCCAUCCGGGUAUUAUUUGCUGUAUGUUAUUCAUCAAGGUAUUCCUAGUGUCGGAACUUGGGUUCAUAUCAAGUAAGAUACUUUA
Molecule: messenger RNA, 1662 nt
Organism: Papaver somniferum (opium poppy)
Lineage: Eukaryota; Viridiplantae; Streptophyta; Magnoliopsida; Ranunculales; Papaveraceae
Product: aldehyde oxidase GLOX1-like
Exons: 1
Coding region: 979-1653 (224 amino acids)
Source: RefSeq, a predicted model, not a curated record